Messenger RNA from Microthlaspi erraticum, 1518 nucleotides. The record is from the annotation of a GenBank genome assembly. Lineage: Eukaryota; Viridiplantae; Streptophyta; Magnoliopsida; Brassicales; Brassicaceae.
AUGGCCGAAUCCCCAGAACCGCGCACAUUGAUAGAGCCGGUGUUUUUAAACCCCGACUCGGAUCUCUCCGGUACCGCGAAUGGCCGAGCGGAGAUCGACACUUCGGCGCCGUUCGAGUCAGUGAGAGAGGCGGCCACUCGAUUCGGCGGUUUCGGUUUCUGGAAACCUUCUCACAUUACUAAACCCUUUCAGGAAAAUGUUGAAGAAGCUGAUAUCAUUAAGCUCAAAGCACAGGCUGCUGAGCUACAGAACGAUCUAACUACAAAAGAACGCGAGACGCUCAAGGUGCUGAAGGAGCUUGAGGCGACUAAAUCCAUAGCUGAAGAGCUAAACUCAAAGCUGCAGCAGAAGGAAGAAAACGCUAAUGAGGAAGAAGAAGAAGUUCACAGUUAUAUCAAGCCAGCAGGUGUGGUGCUGAAAGAUUUAAACCAGGCAAAGAUGAAUCUAUGCAGGACGACGGUUGAUCUCGCGGGUACACGCGGGAUGGUUGAGCAGUUGAAACAAGAACUGCAAGAAGAAAGGGAUGCACUUGAGAAGACACGAGAGAGAGUAAUGCAGAAAUCUCUAAAGGAGGUUCAAAGACUGAGCCGUGAAGCUCAAGAGUUUAAAGAAUCAGGAGAGAGCUCACGGACCGAAGUUGUGAAAGGAAUGGCUGAGAUCGAACGAACAAGAGACGAGAUCAAAACGGUUAAGAUGAAGCUGGUGGCUGCUAGGAAGGUGAAGGAAGCGGCGAGAGCAGCUGAGGCGGUUGCGAUUGCAGAGAUCAAGGCUGUUACAGGAGAGGCUGUGACUGUGACUAUCUCUGCUGAAGAGUAUGGUGAGUUGUCUCGUAAGGGUAGAGAAGCAGAGGAAGAGGCGAGGAAGCGAGUGGAGGAUGCGAUGUCUAGAGUUGAAGAAGCAAAUGUUUCAAAGGCUGAGACUCUAAAGAAAGUAGAUGAAGCUGGUCAAGAAGUUGAAACAAGUAAGAAGGCAUUGGAGGAAGCUGUGGAGAGAGUUGAUAAUGCGAAUGGUGCGAAGCUGGAAGCGGAAGAGGCGCUGCGAAACAGGCAGAGGAGGAGAUCGUCUUCUUCUUCUUCUGCGGUGAACAACACUUCAAAGUUCAAGAACAGAAGAGAGAUAGUAGCAGCAGCAGCAGCAAGUCGUCUGAUGGAUGUAAACGGUCUGCAUCUGACGUAUGAUGUUGUUGUAAGCGGUUCGUCGUCGUCUUCGGUUCCUGUGUUGAAGCCAACGAUGUCGAUAGGGCAGAUACUGAGCAAGAAGCUACUUCUUGCUGAGGAUUCGGAUGUGGUGAAUGUUGGUAGCGAGAGGAGGAAGAUGUCGUUGGGGCAGAUGCUGGCGAAGAAUGGAGAUGGUGAUGGGAAUGUGAGCAGGAAGAGUGAAGGGAAAGGGAAGGAGAAUGGGAAAAAGUCGACGACGAGGAAGAGGAAGAAUUUCGGAUUUGCUAAGAUCUCUAUGUUGUUGAACAAAGAGAGUAAAGAUAAGAAGAAGAAGAAAAAAAUUGCUUUGAACUUAAGGUGA